Molecule: messenger RNA, 2837 nt
Organism: Melanotaenia boesemani (Boeseman's rainbowfish)
Lineage: Eukaryota; Metazoa; Chordata; Actinopteri; Atheriniformes; Melanotaeniidae
Product: H-2 class II histocompatibility antigen, A-U alpha chain-like
Biological process (GO): immunoglobulin production involved in immunoglobulin-mediated immune response; peptide antigen assembly with MHC class II protein complex; antigen processing and presentation of exogenous peptide antigen via MHC class II
Cellular component (GO): MHC class II protein complex; membrane
Molecular function (GO): MHC class II protein complex binding
Source: RefSeq, a predicted model, not a curated record
UCCAUCAAUAUCCACAGAACGAGGAAGUGAGGGUCAGGUUUUUAUUUCUAUACAGUCACUGCUUGGUUUGUCUAAAAUUAAGCCUGCAAGAAUCUUCCACAAUGACAACCUUCUACUCACAUUUGAAGCGUUCUGCACUCAUCAUCCUGAUGCUCAACAGCUUCUGUGCCUUCUUACAAAAAGCCCAUGAAAUAACUUAUGUUGUGGGCUGCUUUGAGAACGGCACAACCGAGACACUGCUGGAAUUUGAUUCUGAUGAAGUCUUUUAUGUGGAUUUUGAAAAGGGAGAGGUUGAAUACACUGGACCCUACAUGCCUGGGUUCGACCCGAGUCAGUUAUUUCAGGAUUUGCAAAUAUAUAAAAAUGCUUUAAGAAACAGUAAAGCAUGCAAAGCAAUUGUGGCAUAUGGUACAAUAAUGGAAAAGCAGCCAUCAGAAGAGAAAGACCCUCCUGAGAGCAUCCUCUACACUGCAGAAGAAGUGGAUAAAGGGGUUGAAAACAGCCUCAUCUGCUUCGUGAACCAUUUCUACCCACCUUUGAUCAAAGUCACUUGGACUAAAAAUGGCCAGCCAGUGUCAGAGGGAGUGUCACUCAGUAGAUAUUAUCCCAAUCAGGACCAAACCUUCCACCAGUUCUCCACCCUGACAUUCACUCCCACUGAGACGGACAUUUACAGCUGCACAGUGGAGCAUAUGGCACUAGACAGGCCUCAAACCAGAAUCUGGGAACCUGAUUUCCAUCACCAGCAUUUUGAACUGGAUGUUUUCUGUUCGGUAGGCCUGAUUCUGGGCUUGUUGGGCAUUGUAGCUGGAACAUUUUUAAUUGUCAAAACCCUCUAGAGGGAUCAACUUUGACCACCAAACAGAAAUUCACAGUGCUUUUUUCUUUCAUUAUUCUCUUUCCUGCCACACCUCCUGCCCCUCCUCUCCUGAUUCCAGUUUCCCCAUCAUCUCAGUGGUUUCCCUCAUCCCAUCAACCUGCAGACACGCCAUCAUUUGUGCUGUAGCUGCAGGGCAUGCUUCACCUUUAACUUUUUCCCUUUGCCUUCAUCCUUUUCCUGUGUCUGACAGUUUCUGACAGCAUACUAUACAUACUAUACGAUAGCUAUACUUCACGCAACAGUUCUUGCAUGUACCCAAUGCUCGUACUGAAUGAUGAAGGAAAGAAAUACUCUGGUGCAUGAGUUGAACUGCAACUGGAACUCCACAAAGCUUUAUUAGCAGAAAUCCACUGUACAACUGAAAGCACAUGUUAUAUGUUGAUGUCAACAGUUUCUGUAGUUAAACAUGGUGGUGCUAUGUGAGGUUUACCUUUUUUUAAAAAAUUGUUUACCUUAUAUUGUCCAUAGAGUUCCACUUUCCAUGUCCUUUGAGUCUUUCCAGUCUGGAAAAAAGUGCACAUAUUUGCAAAAAUUAUAUUCAAUUUCAUAAAUACUAGAGUAGAGCAUGCAGUAUGGCCUUUGAAUCAUAAUAUAAAUAUAUGUUAAAUUUGAUUUAUUAUUCCUUUAAUUAUCUUUGUUUGCCUUUUCAUAUAUAUAUAUAUAUAUAUAUAUAUAUAUAUAGUACUCUUAAAUUUGGGACAGAUCACAGUGAAUAUGUUGAAAGAAAUGCAUGAUUUUAGAAGAUUACCUGUCAGAAAGUGUGUAAAAAUUUUAAUUUUUCAGUAUUUUAAAUCUUCUGAAACAAGCACUGCAUAGUCUGUAAAAGUUACCAGGUGAUUAUUAUAAAGCUUUUAUUAGAUUUAAGAUAUUUAUAUUUGUUGGGGGGGUUUGAAGGAGGCAGAGGCUUGAGCUCUUCCAGACAUUAAGAAGAGGUGGAGAAUGGGAGAAGGUUGUGCAAAGGUCUGUCUGCAGGGGGAAUGACAGAAGAAAGUUUCAUAGAAAAGAAUGACUAGAAACAUAUUGAUCACCAGAUGAGAACUGAACAAGCAUCUGACUAAAGUUAAAGUUGGAAAAAGGAAGUCAAGGAUAAAAGCUAUCAAACUUAAUUAAUGAUAUAUAAAGCUUACAGUGUAUUUAAGAGAAUACAAUUUUUUAAUUAUACCUUUUGUGCUUUUUAUAUUAAAAUGGUUCUUGUGUCUAUUUGAGAUUUUCUAACUUGUACCAUGAUGUUAAACUGUAUUAUAUCUUUAUAUGACUGUAUGUCUAAAUGACUUUUUAAGUGAACGUCACAAGUGAAGUCUUAACACUGAGAUUCAAAAGUUACAGUAAUAUUUUGUUUUCUUUCUUUUCUUUUGUUUUCUUUUUUUUUGUUGUUGUUGUUGUUGUUUUUUUGUUUUUUCCCCAAAGAUUUCCUUGGAAAUUAAAGAAACCUUCUCAGACCUUGUGUGGUUGUGUGUGUUUUCAUUAUUAACGUAGUUGUGUAAUUUAAAAACAUAACACGUAUUUUUCCAAUUAAAGAACUUUUUCCCCAUUUCAGCUUCAGUGAAAGCAACACGAAAAAAUUAUAGCUGAACAACAAAAAUUACUCAAGGGACUUGACAAAUCCUUCUCCCUAUGCUAAGAAAUUGCAAAGUCCAGAAAUCUGAAAGAACCACAAAAUGAAAUGUUUUUCACAUAACUGCACAAUGUUACCCUAGAGGAACAGAGCUACAGGUAUGUGCAGUUGAGCCAGUGAGUGUAAGGCUGGCUUUUCACAGGUAAGCCAUAUUAUUUAUAAUGGUUAACGCCUCUGUGUUAAAAAUAUUGCAGUCAUCAUCACGAAAGAGACUGAUCAAAAAAGCUGGUUCUGCUGCACAAGCUGCUGAAAAUAGUAGAAGAUUUCUCCCAUCCUCUACAUGACAGUGAAGAAACAACAAAGCAUGUUCAGUGAGAGACUUCUUCAACUCCAACGCAAAAC